UUCUCCAAAGUGAUUUCAAUUUCUGGAAUAAGAAAUCGGUGGGCAUCCUUCUUCGCUCAGAACCAACAUUUUCAUAUUGGUAAGGGUUCUCUCCAGAUUCUCCUGCCUUUUUCUGGAAACCGGCUAAAAGUGCUGCAGUUCUUGAAACUUUAGUUUUAUUAGAUUUAUUUCCCCCCCCCAUUAUUCCUGUGGUGCACCCCGGAAUCCUCCCCUUAUUAGAAAGGCAAUAGACUUGUUCCUUGAGACUUUGAAGUGCACUUGAAAAAUUUACUACUUCCCCUGAAAAGGGCUCUGCUUAAAUUUGUUUCUCCAAUAAUUAAGAACUCUCACCCCCAUUUAUGUCCACGGGGGUCCCCAGAUUUUUCAACCCAACAGCCAGGGAAAGGCUGGGUCCUCCAUGACAUUUCUAUAGAGUCCAGAUUUUGUAUUAGCCUUUAAAAUAAACUAUAGAUUCCCCAAUCACGAUUAAAACCGGAGUGCCCCUUUGCCUUCUAUUAAAUACUUCUCCAAUAAUCCCAGGCCCAGGAUUUCUUUGUUUAAACGCCAGUCAUUUCCCCAGCAUCCCAAACUGACUCAGAGCUCCCCCCCCCCCCAAAAAAACUUUUCAAUAUCUUUCACCCCCAGAAUCUGCUUGGAAAUUGACAAUUGACAAAUUAUUCCUUAUCAGCCCCACUAACUCACACCAUUCCCUAAAGAGGUUGAGAUCUCUUGUAGACAUAUUAUCUAGUGCAUUUCUGCCCCGCAAACCUGAGAGACAGCUAAUUUUUCUGUAGCACCUCUAUUUUUAUUAGGUAUCUCCCCCGAAGUUGUGGCUCAAAGGAGCCCAUAUUCAGCUUUCUCACCCACACACCCACCGACUUCUCCCCACUCCGAGACUCCCCGCAUUCUUUACGCACAUCUUCAUUGGAAUUGAAGAUAUUCAAUUCCUCCUCCUGCAUCCAAAAACCAGUAUCCCACUCCCAAAUUUGUCCAAUGGCUUUUCAGGACCCCAAUCACCCCCUGCAAACCCAGCUUUGUAGCAAUGUUUUCGGGGCACUGACUGGGUUAAUACAACCCCCUCUAGCUGCUGGGCUAGGUGGGGGGCAGAAGUUCUAUUGCAAUAAUGGGGUACAGGUAGCCUCCCCCCAGCAGCAGCCGACAGCCCCUACUGCUACGGUGAUGGUGGAGCCCGAACCAGACCGGCCUAUCGGUUACGGAGCCUUUGGCGUGGUUUGGUCAGUAACUGAUCCCCGAGACGGGUCACGAGUUGCACUCAAAAAGAUGCCCAACGUUUUCCAGAACCUGGUCUCUUGCAAACGGGUCUUCAGAGAGCUGAAAAUGCUCUGCUACUUCAAGCACGACAAUGUCCUUUCGGCACUGGACAUUCUCCAGCCUCCACAAAUCGACUGUUUUGAGGAAAUUUACGUCAUCACAGAGCUGAUGCAAAGUGACCUUCACAAAGUCAUUGUGUCUCCGCAACCCCUCAGCGCCGAUCACAUCAAGGUCUUUCUGUAUCAAAUCCUCAGGGGCCUGAAAUAUUUGCACUCUGCCGGUGUUCUUCACCGGGACAUCAAACCUGGGAACUUGCUAGUCAACAGCAACUGUGUCCUCAAGAUCUGUGACUUUGGUUUGGCCCGGGUAGAGGAGCCAGAUGAGUCCCAGCACAUGACUCAAGAGGUGGUAACUCAGUACUACCGGGCCCCUGAGAUCCUGAUGGGUACCAGGCACUAUGGGCGCCCAAUUGACAUUUGGUCUGUGGGCUGCAUUUUUGCUGAGCUCCUGGGCAGGCGAAUCCUCUUCCAGGCCCAGAGUCCCAUUCAGCAGCUGGAUCUGAUUACGGAUCUCCUGGGGACUCCUCCGGUGGCUGCCCUCCAUUCGGCCUGCGAGGGGGCCCGUGCUCACAUACUACGUGGCAAUCACAAGCCACCCUCGCUGUCUGUCCUUUACAUGCUCUCGGGGGAAGCCACUCAUGAAGCCAUCCAUCUGCUUUGCCGGAUGUUGGUCUUUGACCCGGCCAAAAGGAUCUCUGCCAAGGACGCGCUCUCUCAUCCCUACUUGGACGAGGGGAGGCUACGUUACCACACAUGCAUGUGUACCUGCUGUUUCUCCGUCUCCUCGGGCCGCGUCUACACCAGCGACUUUGAGCCCCGGGCGGACCCCAAGUUUGAUGGCUCUUAUGAGAAGAAUCUCACGUCGGUCUGGCAGGUCAAAGAACUGGUGCACAGGUUUAUCUUGGACCAGCAGCGGGGUAAACGCGUCCCUCUCUGUAUCAACCCCCAAUCGGCUGCCUUCAAAACCUUCAUCCGCUCAACAGCAUGGCAUUCCUCCAAAGUGUCCAAAAAGGAGGAGAGAUGAAGGUGUUUGCAGAAGGGGUUGAAGAAAGAAAAAGGGAAAUGGGGAAAAAACCUGAGGGAAGAAGGUUUGAAUCUGACAACUUUCCCACUGGACACGGAGAGAUAGAAGAAGAAGAAAAGUGAAAGCCACUCUUCUUAAUCCUGCACUCUUGAAUAU
This is a messenger RNA of Gekko japonicus, 2490 nucleotides long. Its product is annotated as serine/threonine-protein kinase NLK2-like. Gene Ontology annotation, molecular function: ATP binding; MAP kinase activity. Gene Ontology annotation, cellular component: cytoplasm; nucleus. The record is from RefSeq and is a predicted model, not a curated record. The coding region runs from base 973 to 2334 and encodes 453 amino acids. Gene Ontology annotation, biological process: protein phosphorylation; intracellular signal transduction. NCBI's taxonomy places the organism in Eukaryota, Metazoa, Chordata, Lepidosauria, Squamata, Gekkonidae. The transcript is spliced from 11 exons.